Molecule: messenger RNA, 1383 nt
Organism: Gossypium arboreum
Lineage: Eukaryota; Viridiplantae; Streptophyta; Magnoliopsida; Malvales; Malvaceae
Exons: 3
Coding region: 139-1107 (322 amino acids)
Molecular function (GO): hydrolase activity
Source: RefSeq, a predicted model, not a curated record
UUAAGUCUCUAGAUAUUUUAGAUUUUUGGUGUAACCAAUUUAUACCUAAGAAUACAAUCAUAUUAAUAAAAAUAAUUGUAGAAUUGUUAAAAAGGUCAAGCUUAAGAAAGUGAUAAGACACUGAAGAAAAGAGAAAGUAUGGAAGGAAUUCAACACAAAACAGUGAGUGUCAAUGGAAUCAACAUGCACAUAGCCGAGAAAGGGGAAGGUCCAUUGAUUCUCUUCCUUCAUGGCUUCCCUGAGCUCUGGUACUCAUGGCGCAACCAGAUCAACGGUUUAGCCGCCCUCGGCUACCGUGCUUUGGCGCCCGACCUCCGCGGUUACGGCGGAACAGAUGCACCAGAUUCCGUCGCCGAUUACACUUGCUGCCACUUGGUGGGAGACCUCAUCGCGCUUCUGGACACGGUGGCGCCGCAGGAGAAGGAGGAUAAGGUGUUUGUCGUUGGGCACGAUUGGGGUGCCAUCAUUGCUUGGUACUUGUGCUUGUUUAGACCGGACCGGGUUAAAGCUUUGUUCAAUUUGAGUGUGCCAUUUAUUCCUUAUGAUCCUCGGUUUAAACCGGUCGAGACUUGGAAAGCUUUCUAUGGGAAGGAUCACUACAUCGUCCGGUUUCAGGAACCUGGAGUAAUGGAAGCAGAGUUUGCAGAGAUUGGUGUAGGACGAGCAGUUUUGGAGCUGUUAUCGUAUCGGGUACCCGACCCACUUUAUUUACCAAAGGGAAAUCUAUUCGGGCAUCCACUAGAUUCUCCGGUUAACUUGCCGCCAUGGCUGUCAGAGAAAGACGCGGAUUACUAUGCCACCCAAUUCCAAAUAACCGGCAUCACCGGUGCCCUCAAUUAUUACCGCAACUUUGAUCGAAACUGGGAACUAUCUGCACCAUGGUGGAAAAGCCAGAUCAAGGUACCUGUAAAGUUUGCAAUGGGGGACCUUGAUCUUGUGUAUACAAUGCCUGGUAUGAAGGAUUAUAUUCACAAUGGUGGGUUCAAAAGGGAUGUGCCCUUUCUUGAAGAAGCUCUUGUCAUCAAUGGAGUUUCUCAUUGGAUCCACCAAGAAAUACCUGAUCAAAUCAAUCAAUUAUUGUUCGACUUCUUCUCCAAGUUCCAUUAAAUUUAAAUAAUAAUAAUAAUAAUAAUAUCAAAUUUAGUAAAAAUAGAAAAAAAAAAACCAUGUUGUACCUUUGUUGUUUUUAUUUUUAAGUCCAACACGUUUGAAAUUUGAGAGGAUUAAAAUAAAAAUAUUAGAUAUAAAAAUAAGUUUGGGUAAAAAUAUUAUUUUGUUUAAAAUAUAAAUCAAGUUUAGGCUUGAUCUUUCGAGGUUUGAAUUUUUAUUAAGGUUGUAAUAUAUUGUUACUUCUAUAUAAGAUAUAAUAUGGUUAUUUAUAAA